UGAUUCGCGAGUUGUUUUGCGGUUCGGUUCCACUCCGCUAUGCAUGUGUUUCGCUCUUGGGUUUCAGAAGCGUCUCCUCACAAUCAUCACAAACAACAUACGACGGACACAAUGGCGGUGAAAUGGUGCAGCUUGCGCCUCGGCGGCGGUUCGUUUCACCGGCGGAAGCGGCCGACCGGGCGGCAGGUAGGACUACACGCGCAGGGAGCAUGCCGCUAGCAGCAUGGCAAGCUCACCGAGCGGCGCCGACGAUCGGCCCCACUGGUCGGACUUCUGCGAGAAGCACGCCCGUGUGGCAGCCGCCGAGUUCGCCCACAACUACCAGCUUUUCGUGGCCGAUCACCAAGAGUUGGCCCGGUCGGCGGACUUUCCCGCAUUCGGGCGCCGUUUCGCCGAAGUGUUCCAAGAGCACUUCGAGGCCGAAGUGCGGAGACGCAUCGACGAAGGAGCGAGGCCGCUGAGCACAGCCAGCAACGGCGGUGGCUCGCAGGAGCCGCUGGGCGCAGCCGCGGCGCCCAGGGCUGUGGCCAAGACGCCGAGCAGCGCGACGUCUUCGCAAGACAACCUGCGCUCGCUCGCCAGCGUCAACCACGAGGACUACAGCGACCUCUCCGAAGGGGAAGCGUCGCCCAAGGCGCACCACCGACUCUUCUUUCGGCGGCUUUCGUUCAAGGGCCUGAAGCGCGGCAAGGGCCUCUUCCACAAGCAGCACUCGGACGAGCUCGAGUUAUCGUCGCACGCGCCGCCCCACCACCACCAUCACGGAGAGCGACGCGGUAAAGGUGACAAACACCAUCACCACGACAAGGCCAAGCUGAGCAAGAUUAUCGUCGAGCACGUCAAGGAAGGACUCGUCAACUACGUGAGCGGCGAAAACAUCGACGGCCGUCAGAAGUGGGAGAAGUGCCGGUUGGUGCUGGUCAAAACUGUCGGUGGUUACCUGCUCGAAUUCUACGCGCCGCCCAAGUCUCUAAGGCCACGGAGUGGCGUGUUUUGCUACCUGAUCCAUGACGCCAGGGAGACGACUGCUCUUGAGAUGCCUGACCAUGAGAACACCUUUGUGCUCAAGGCCGAGCAUCACAUUGAGUACGUUGUGGAAGCACACGAUGCAGAAAGCAUGAAGUCAUGGCUGUCCACGAUCCGGUACUCUAUGAGGCAUCUGGGUGAUGCAGUUGACGAAAACAUAAGAACCAGGUUGACGACGUCGCCGUCCGAGUCAUUGGCGAGGCUUCGAGAGCAGCACGCAAAUACCAAAAAAGCUCCUGCCGAGGCAACUGCCGUUGUCACUCCGAGCGAUCUUCCAGUAGUCCGUGCCGUCGGAAGCGGGAGUGACGGUGGCGUCACGGCAUUGCCACCGUCCGUCACCCCAGUCGUCGCCGUGGCCGGAGGAACCGGCAGUGGCGGUGGGGAGACUGCAGCGACGUCACCACCCGCUGUUGACGGUGGCGCGUCCUCGUCUGGCGGAGAAGGUGGCGACUUGUACCAGUCGCUGCGCGAGUACCCGUGGUUUCACGGGACACUCUCAAGGAGCGAUGCGGCCCAGUUGGUGUUGCGCGAGGGUCCCCUGGGCCACGGUGUGUUCCUCGUGCGGCAGAGUGAGACGCGAAAGGGAGAGUGUGUGCUCACCUUCAACUUCCAGGGCAGGGCCAAGCACCUGCGCAUGACGCUGAACCCGGAGGAGCAGUGUCGGGUACAGCACCUGUGGUUCGAGACCAUCUUCGACAUGCUGGAGUACUUCCGGAUGCACCCCAUACCGCUCGAGUCUGGUGGCUCAUCGGACGUGACGCUGACGGACUUUGUGCUUGCCCCCGGUGCGACUGGUGGUAACGAGGGAGAGCUACUCACCUACGGCGGCUCCGUGCGCCUUCACUCGUCCUCGCUGGACAACUUGCAAGCUGCCCACUUGCCACACGGCCGCGCUGUUGAGAAUACCUAUUCCUUCGUCUGAGAGGCGGGUGGCAGCGCUGCCAUCGUCACGCUUCUCUAAAAUGCAACGACUGGUUCUUAAAACGUGCUUUUACCUGGAACUGGAUUUCGUUUCCGGCCAUUCUGUAGUGUGUUGGGACACGUGAAAGGAACUAGCUGAUUUUCCUUGUUCUGAACAUUGUUGUGUGCUUCGUGGUUGCUGCUUGUGAAGUAAGUGGAGGCAUCUUACUACCUACAGCAAGCCGAGCUUGUUUACAAUGCAUCGGGACAUUUGUGAAGCGGAUGCACGUUUGACUUUUGCUGUUUGUGCGGUGCAGUGUUAUGAAAGCUCCCGUCAGUACUGUAGCAGCAGUGUUGGACCUAUCUUUUCGGGUGCUGUUCAAAAUUUUGGGUGCUUUUAGUUGUGGACAUAUUGUGAAUAAGUUUGCAGCUACUCAGUUUGGCGCUGUGUGUUCUGCUGCUGAAGCAAAUACUCCCUCUUUGUGUUGAUGUGAAUACCACUGGACUUCUACAGCUAAGUCUGUACACGUCAGUGUUCCGAUUAUUCCAUUGCCCCAAGCAGAUUAGUUGUAAAAUGAUUGCACGGUAUUGCACGUCGGUGCUGCUGGAAGUUUUGGAACGAUUUGCAGGAAUAGUUGAUGGGCACCAAGCCUGGCGAGGCGUCACAGCCACAAGAAUUGUUGCUAUGCGUGAAAGGACAGCGGGCAAAACAAAUUCUUGCUAGUUUCCACUGUCAUAGGCUUUCACUUUAGGGCAGCUGCCACCAAUCCAGAGGCAGAUGUUACAUUGUCACAGCCACCUGCAGUUCACAGGCUUCCAGAACAACGAGGCUAGAAAAUAUGAAUUCAUCAGUAAUUUAUGGCCACACAGAUUGAACAUCUGUGCAAACUUGUGGAGCUGGCAUUCAGUGGGGCGGCAGCAUCUGAAUACGAACAAAGUUUCCGGGACACACCUGGUGUUUCGACUAGAUUGCUUCUUCGUUGCAAAAGAGAUAAGAAUGGUUGUACAAAGAUUGUGUCACUCUUCACAGCCUUUAUACAAGGGGCACCUUAUAAACGUUUACACAUGCUUGACGAAUACUGUUCGAACAACGACUACUGAAGAAGUACGAGACAACAUCACUUGGCCAAUGUGUGUGUGUGCAGUUUUCACGUUAAAGCAGGGACACUUAAAGGCUUACUGCAACAGAACUUUCAUUUGGUUAAAUUUGUGAUCAAUGAGCAGUUACUACUGUAGCAAUCAACGUCAUAGUCAUGGUGGCAUUCUUUUUCUGAGCUUCAAUAUCAAUAUUUACUUUUGCGAGCCUUUCAUGAAGCAUUCAGUCAUAUUUUAAACGUAAAAUAUCGGACAGAGACCACUUUGUGUCUGUAGUAUCCAAGUCUAGGCUUCUACACGGCUCAAUAUGUUGUUGCAGUUUGCCUUUGAAGAUGUGUAAUGCAGAACGGGUGGUCCACUUCGUAUCGGCCCACAUAACGAAUGUUUCUCAAUCGACGUAGCCGAAAGCCAGAGCUUAAACGAAGUGCGCAUGCUUGCUGUUUUGACGAGGGGCAUUGUUGUGCAGCAAAAUAUUUACUCUGCGGUGUGCACUUCCAGAUCACGUGGAAGUGUGUUGUUUCGAGACAGCUGCGUGCUGGCUGGCCGAUGUGUUUUUUUUUUUUUUCGUGCUUGUGAAUACAAACAGAGCAAGGUGUUACGACGUAUGCUGUUGAGAAAGAUCUGGUGUCCUCCAGUAUGCAUGCAGCGGAGCGGAUGCGAGAUUGGCAUGUCUCGGAUAAGAAAUGGAUACUUCCUGCCUAAUUGAGGCUUCAACAUGACCACUCGGUCACAACCGUACUGUGAUUAAAGCUUCUGCUGAAGGGCGUUUGCCGUAGAGGUUUUCAAGUUCACGCUUGAAAUGAGAAAAAUAUAAAAGGUAAACUUGUAAAGACGGCUGAACAGCCACCACUAGUAUGGAGUGCAUUCUUUACAUGUCCAGUUAUGAAACUCUUUUUGCCAAGCUUUACAAUGUGCUUGCUGUUUGCAUGUCACUGUGGACUUAGCUUUGUGAUGGUCCUUCCUCAUAUUGCAGAAGGGAGACAGUUGCUAGAUAUAAGUUGAGCAAUGUUAUUACUGAAGCUGGAAAAAAAUGUUUUCCAUAUUACUGUUUGGGCUUGUAAAGAGGCAGUUGCAGUGUGUGAUAAAUGACAAAAAAGAUACUGUAAAUUUUAUGUAAGAUAUCUGCUACCUUGCACAUACUAAUAGCGACCACAAACGCUUGUGAAGAAUGGGAGUUGCGGAUGGAGACUAAGGUUCCUCAAAGCCAGUGUAUGAAUCCCAUAAUUUACACUUACAUCAAUGGAUGGCCACUUCAAUGCAAGUUUCGAAAUUAGAGGCUCUGCUGUAGAGCUGCAAUGAAACUUGGGUCUUUUCACAGCUGCCAUAAGCAAAAAGCGUUAGUGAUCAUGUGUAAUGUUGUUCACACGUCUUACGUCACAAACUAGAAACAGAUAAAUAAUGUGACCUAAAAUUUACUUAGAAAAAUAAAUUGAUGACCUGCAUCUGUGCAGGAUGAGGUAGGGUACACGGAGGACACUCCUCGCUUGCUCAACAUGUAUGCAUUGUUUAAUAAGUGUUUUUAACAGUCUACCGAGCAUUGAUGCGCCUGGAUGUUCCUGAAUGCUAGUUCUUUCAGUCGCAUUAAAAUGGCCAAAAGUC
Rhipicephalus sanguineus (brown dog tick) is the source of this 4620-nucleotide messenger RNA. It is a transcript of the gene Lnk, whose product is annotated as SH2B adapter protein 1. The transcript is spliced from 6 exons. NCBI's taxonomy places the organism in Eukaryota, Metazoa, Arthropoda, Arachnida, Ixodida, Ixodidae. The record is from RefSeq and is a predicted model, not a curated record. Gene Ontology annotation, biological process: intracellular signal transduction. The coding region runs from base 224 to 1948 and encodes 574 amino acids. Gene Ontology annotation, cellular component: plasma membrane. Gene Ontology annotation, molecular function: transmembrane receptor protein tyrosine kinase adaptor activity.